Sphaeroforma arctica JP610 is the source of this 948-nucleotide messenger RNA. RefSeq lists its product as hypothetical. Lineage: Eukaryota; Ichthyosporea; Ichthyophonida. The record is from RefSeq and is a predicted model, not a curated record. Gene Ontology annotation, biological process: endoplasmic reticulum to Golgi vesicle-mediated transport. The transcript has 4 exons. Gene Ontology annotation, cellular component: COPII-coated ER to Golgi transport vesicle; endoplasmic reticulum membrane. The annotation marks the transcript as partial.
GUAAUUGAGCUAACCGACUUGGAAGAUGACAUGGUCAACCCCAUCGAUCUGUGCAACAAAUUGAACAGGCUGGUACUGCCUGAGUUCGGUGCGCAAGGGAUGCUGGUCGUAUUUUUCUUGUUCAGUAUGUCUUGGAUCCCUCUUGUCAUCAACAUCCCGGUGGCCGCUUACCAUGGUUACCUGUAUUCUAAUGGCAGCUGGCAGUACGACCCGACCACCAUCUUCCGAGACCUGAGAGAUAAGCGCUUCGCCUGUCUAUUGAAGACCGUCUUUUACCUGUGUUGUUUCUUCUAUUAUUUGGUCAUGAUGAUAGUCACGGCUACCAAGAAGGACGAGUAAGUCCGCUAUUAUCCUUGCAGUCCGAAUUUUGUACCCGAGUAAGACGAAUCCAGACAGCGGAGCAUAAGGACACCUGGUACAAUUCCACGCUGGCAAAUUCGUGCCCUUUGUUGGGUGACUGCACACGUCGAUUGGCCAUAGUUCAGAAAGUCCAUUCGAACGCCUGUUUGUAUCUUGCUGGUCAUCCAUAAGCAUGGGGUACGCCUCUCGGUGUGGACUAGUGUAGGCAGCUAUGGUUGCCGGCUGGGGGGUUAUCGUAGCUAAAUGUUGGGUUGUAUGUCUUUGGCUUAUGGUAUGCGGUAUAGAGGUUGGUUUACUGGAUAGUCUUCACAUUUGACGAUCGGUGCUACAUGAUCGGAGUCGUCGCGCACCGCCAGCCCCGCGUUGAUGGCCAGGUAUACUUGCUUGUGCACACUGUGCGUGUACACGGUCAUGUGUGCGCAUGUACACGGCCAUGUGUACACUUGUACUAGGGUUCAUGUGGGUGUGUACGCUGAGUACUAUUCAGGGAAGGCCGGCAUGCAUUCACUUUUUAAUGAAUGGCGCAGAGAUGCCACACCAAGCAUCAAAAAGAGCGCGCGGAACAAUAAAUUUAUACCAUGAUGUGUA